Molecule: messenger RNA, 2569 nt
Organism: Ooceraea biroi (clonal raider ant)
Lineage: Eukaryota; Metazoa; Arthropoda; Insecta; Hymenoptera; Formicidae
Gene: Acadvl
Product: Acyl-CoA dehydrogenase very long chain
Molecular function (GO): flavin adenine dinucleotide binding; very-long-chain fatty acyl-CoA dehydrogenase activity; fatty-acyl-CoA binding
Source: RefSeq, a predicted model, not a curated record
CCGUGAUUGUGGUAGCUGUAUUGGAGAGAGAGAGAGAGAGAGGUUAUCGCGCUCACGACCUGGCAAAGUGAAAGCGAUUGUCAUUUGCAGUAACAGAUUUGAUUGUUAUCAGUGCGAAUUAUUGUUCUGGAACAGAUACAACCGCAACAAUGCUCCGUAUCGCGAAAGCUUUCUCGUCAGCCCCCAGGAACCUGAACAAAGCCCUUGAAACACCUUUGGAAUCCUGGAUCUUACCCAGAUGUUUGGCGACUCAAGCUGCAGCGAAGCCGGAAGUAGACAGAUCCGAAAAGAAUGCCCUUGGAAAGGAAUCUCAAUCCUUCACCAUGAAUCUCUUCCGUGGCCAGUUGCAAUUAAAUCAAGUCUGUCCAUUCCCGGAGCCGCUUAACCAGGAGCAAACCGAGACGAUAAAGAUGCUCGUGGAUCCCGUGGAGAAGUUUUACGAGGAAGUGAAUGACGCGGUCAAGAACGAUCAGAACGCAUGCGUGGACGAGAAGACGACGGCCGCUCUCUGGGAAAUGGGUGCGUUUGCCUUGCAAGUACCCCAGGAGUUCGGUGGACUCGGAUUGUGCAACAGCCAGUACAGCCGAAUCGUCGAGAUAUGCGGCUACCACGAUCUGGGUAUCGGUAUCAUGCUCGGCGCGCAUCAGAGCAUAGGAUUUAAGGGCAUACUUUUGUUCGGCACUCCAGAACAAAAGGCCAAGUACCUGCCCCGAGUUUCCAACGGCGAGUUUGCCGCCUUUUGCCUGACGGAGCCAACUGCCGGCUCGGACGCCGCUCGAAUACGAACGCGCGCGGUGAAAUCCGCGGACGGCUCGCACUACGUCCUCAACGGCAGCAAGAUCUGGAUCUCGAACGGCGGUAUCGCCGACAUUUUGACCGUCUUCGCGCAGAUAUCCACCACGGAUCCGAAUACAGGCGAGACGAAGAACAGGAUGGGCGCUUUCAUCGUCGAGAGGGGUUUCGGCGGUGUCACUAGCGGACCGCCCGAGAAGAAGAUGGGUAUUAAGUGCAGCAACACAGCGGAAGUGUUUUUCGAAGAUGUCAAGGUCCCCGCGGAGAAUCUUCUUGGCAAAGAAGGAGAAGGUUUCAAGAUCGCCAUGAACAUUCUGAACAAUGGUAGAUUCGGUAUGGCGGCGGCCCUUUCCGGCACCAUGCGUUACUGCAUCCACAAGGCCGUGAGUCACGCAACGCAGCGCCUGCAGUUCGGCCGUACUCUGGACAAUUACGGCACCAUACAGGAAAAGAUAGCGCGUAUGUCGAUGCUGCACUACGUCACCGAGUCCCUCGCGUACGCGAUCUCCGGUAACAUGGACAGCGGAAGUACGGACUAUCACUUGGAAGCGGCUAUUUCUAAAUGUUUUGCGUCCGAGUCCGCGUGGUGGGUAUGCGAUGAGGCUAUUCAAACUAUGGGCGGAAUGGGCUUCAUGUCCGAAGCUGGCCUCGAGCGUGUGAUGCGCGACUUGCGCAUAUUCCGGAUCUUCGAAGGAACGAACGACAUUCUGCGGUUGUUUGUGGCGCUCACCGGGAUUCAAUACGCUGGCAGCCACUUGAAGGAGCUGCAGAGGGCGUUUAAAAAUCCCACUACGAAUUUAGGAGUGAUCGUCGAGGAAGCCACCAAGCGAGCGACCAGAGCGAUCGGCCUGAGAUCACCGGCCACUUUUGGCAAUUUGGUUCACCCGAGGUUGACGGAGAGCGCUGCGCUUUGCUCGAAGAGCGUGGAGAGUUUUGGCCAAACCAUAGAGACCGUGCUUAUUAAAUACGGACGAGGCAUCGUCGACGAACAAUUUGUCCUCAACAGGAUCACGCAGGCUGCCUUCGACACGUACACCAUGGCGGUUGUGCUGAGCAGGGCGACCAUGUCGUUGAAUAAGAAUCUACCUAGCGCGGAACACGAGCUGUUAAUGGCACAAACUUGGUGCGCAGAGGCAUCCGACCGCGUUGCGUACAAUUUACAGCAGACCAGUUCCGGCAAGCAAUUGGACGUCUUCAGUAAAUUAAGCAAAAUUUCGAAAAACGUGUGUGACGUCGGUGGAUGCGUACAAUUAAAUCCUCUGAAUUUUUAAGGGCACUGUAAACUCGACUUAAACGAUAACCAUGUUUUAACGAUACUUAUAAUCGAUACUGGAAAACCAACAGAAAUCAUUUUUCUCGUUACAGAAGAUAAGCUGAUUUUGUUUUGUAAUUUAAAUAGGCAGUAUCAAUUAAAAGAAGUUGAAUAUUUAGAUUAAUAGUAAAUAUUUGUACAUUAUAUUUAAUACGUUAAAUCUGGUCAAAUUUUACGCAAAAUGACGUAUGUUAAGUCAAACGAACGAUAUCGAUAAUAUUCGACUUCUAGAAUUAGCCAAAACUGAAAAGUCCGUUUUUGCGGUAUACUUGUAAAUAUUUUUCGCGGAAAGUUGCUUGUACAGUGUAGGAAACAAUUUUUCAGAAAACAAUUAACAAUGCAAUUAGAACACUUGUAAGGUGUAAAGUAUAAGGUAUAUCAUGUGAAUACAAAAUUAUGUAUUUUUAAUAUACUUUUCAUACCUUUACACGAAAUUAUGAUUCCAAAUAAAUAAUUAUACAUUCU